CGCGAAGCGUGUCUGGCGGCGCUGUGCACAGACCCUGUUCCGCGCGUUCCGCGCGAGCGACGCGAGUGGACGUGUGUAGACGCGGCCUGGCUUGGCCCGGCCGGCGCGUCGGCGGCUGGAGUUGCUUCGACAGUUCGACCCCCACGGGUUGCGCCUCGUCGCGACAGCCGACGUCAACGAGGCCCGCGGUGUCGACGACUCCAAGUCCGGUGCGUGUCGCCGCGGCACGGCAGAGCGGCAAUACAGCCCGGGCCUGAGGACCUCUCCGCGACCGGCAGAAAAAGUGGCCAUUGGCAGCGGCCCGGCUUCGCUGUGCUUCGCUGCUGUUGGUUUUCGUUCCGCUCGUGCUGCUUGAAUGCCCAAGUGGCAGGUGCAUCGUUGCGACAUGUUGUCCGCGGCGCGGCGAGGCGCUGCACGCCGCGGCCGCCGGAAACUACCAGUGCAGUGUCCCAGCCGUCCCAGUCGUCUCGGAGCAGCAAAGAUGACGGCCCCGAGCAGUGGCAGCAGCAGCGCCAGCAGGAGGAGGAGGUAGACGACGGGGAGGACGGCGAGGACGGCGAGGACGUCGAGGAGGAGCCCGCGAGCGACGACGCGACCCCGGACGCGACCCCCGACCCCGGCGCCAUGCCGAGCGACGCCCUCGGCGGCCUGGGGCUGGCCCCGGCGUCGGGCAACGUCCUCAGGUCGAGGCGGAAAAUGAGCACGCCGGCGGCGCUGCUGGGCGACCACCACGCCCACAUGGCGCAGAUGGCGGCCAUGAUGCCCCGGAGGAGGUUCAGCAACGUGAGCGACGUGGUCUCCAGGAAGCUGUCCAGCACCAUCGGCUGGAGGACGGCGCCGGCGCACUCCAAGAUAGUGGAGAUCGUGUCGCAGGGCAAGGCGCUGUGCGGCCAGUACAUCCGGUCGCGGCUCAAGCGGGCCGGCCUGUUCGACCGGAAAUGCGGGCUGCAGCGACUCCGGUCGGCGGCGACCCUCAACGCGCCGCAGGGCCUGGCCGGUGCGGACUCCCUGCUCUCCAUGCACUCCCUGCGCGAGGUCUUCUCGGAGCUCAACUUGGUGGGCCUGGAGCUGGAGCGGCGCCACCCCAAGGUGUACACCGGCGUGGCCCGCCAGGCCGCCCCGGGGCCCAUCGUGUCGGACAAGGCGGCCGCCACCGCCCUCACGGCCGUGGGAAGGGACCUGCUGAAGCACGACGUGACGUGGGGCAAGGUGGUGGCCCUGUACGCCGUGGCGGGCGCCCUGGCCGUGGACUGCGUCCGGCAGGGGCACCCCGAGUACCUCCACGCUCUGGUGGCGGCCGUCGGCCAGCUGCUGGAGGACGACCUGGCGCCCUGGAUCGCCGACAACGGAGGAUGGGUCGCUCUGGUGCAGCACUGCACGCGCGGCAUCGCUGACGGCGAGGUGUCGGUGGCCGUGGUGGCCGCCCUCAUCUGUGCCGUCAUGGCGGCCGUGCUCGGGGCGGUGCUCAUGCUGCGGGGCCUCGGCAAGUUCGCCCUCAUCUAGGACCGGACAGUGGCGGCGUUGGCCUGGCCACGCUCUUCAGAACUCAAGGGCUCGGACUUGUGAAUGAAUCGGAUCGGACAGAGCCACCGGAUCCGGAACCGUGUGGGGCUGAGGCUGUGUGUGACAGACCAGCCGAGCCCUCAGCGGCUGUGGGCUGCGGCGCGUUGACUAGGCCAUUCAUUUUGAGAUAAGUGGGGGCCAUCCAAGAUGCGGGUCAACCACGCCGCGACCAAGCCAACGAGACAACUUCCUACGAAGCGACACCUGAAUCUCUUCAGUUCCCAAGCAUAGGAACUCACCCUAAGUUAGUAGAAAGACUUGUGAUAAAUGUGCCAAAUAUAGCUAGAUUCAUUUUAGUGACAUUAACUGGUAAAGCAGCAAUGUGUUGAAUAGGUCGCCAGAAAAGAAGAGAAGAUUCACAGGGGAGAACAUUUACUUGUCUCUGACACUUCAUUGGACACAUUGGAUCAAAUAAUAAAACUUGAUUUCAAACAAUUA
This is a messenger RNA of Thrips palmi, 2001 nucleotides long. RefSeq names its product bcl-2-related ovarian killer protein-like. Lineage: Eukaryota; Metazoa; Arthropoda; Insecta; Thysanoptera; Thripidae. The record is from RefSeq and is a predicted model, not a curated record. Gene Ontology annotation, molecular function: protein homodimerization activity; protein heterodimerization activity. The coding region runs from base 625 to 1503 and encodes 292 amino acids. The transcript has 6 exons. Gene Ontology annotation, biological process: extrinsic apoptotic signaling pathway in absence of ligand; regulation of apoptotic process; intrinsic apoptotic signaling pathway in response to DNA damage. Gene Ontology annotation, cellular component: mitochondrial outer membrane.